AUAGCCGACACUUUAUAAACCCCUACCCCUCCCCUUCAACAACAACUAAAAAAUUAAAUUUCAAAAUUCCAAUCAACUCUUUGUGAUCAAGGUUGUUUAUGGAGGCUGUAAAUGAUUUUCAUCCGCCUUCGAAUUACGAUGAAAUCUUCAUGCAACGACGCUUGAUCUUUUCCGACAGUCUUCAAGACUUGAGGAAAGUAAGAAGUCAACUAUACUCAGCUGCAGAGUUUUUCGAAGACUCGUAUCAUAAAACCGAACAUGAUCCCUUAUUGUUAGAAAGCUUAAAAGAUUAUGUGUCAAAAGCUCUGAUCAGCACCAUUGACCAUUUGGGCUCUGUGACAUCUAAAGUCAACAGUUUUUUGGAUGAAAACAUUGAUGAAGCUUAUGAAACAAAUCUUCGAGUUGUAUGCAUCAAACAGAGAUUACAAACAUGCCAGACGUUUAGCGAUCACGAGGGUCUUUCGCAACAAUCGUUGGUGAUACAGACGCCAAAGUACCAUAAGCAAUAUCUGCUACCAGACGGACAGUUUCCUGAAGCAGCGAAAGCAAAGACUGAAUCAUUCACUUUGAGGAAAGAGCGUAACAAACGGGAUUUAAAAGAAUUCGGAUCGGAUUUGGUUGAUUUUACUUUUGCAAAAGCUGCAUCAAACAAAGGAUCAGAAAAACGAUCGAGAUCAGUUUCACCAAGUCGGUUCAGAAUUAAGCGAUCGGGAUCUCUUGCUAACCCAUCUGUCAGCCCAGUCUCUCGGGUUGGGUAUGCUGGAUCAGUUAUUAAUCGAUCGUUCAGUCCAAAUACACAGCUGAAGCAUCAGGCAGAGGCAAGAAGGUCUUAUUCGUUGUAUUCGGAAAAAGAAAGAAGACAAGAUAUCCAAGUUUACUCCAAGAAAACCAGAAACCUUUUCAAAGCAUUACUUAGCAUACACAAGAAUAAGAACGAUAGUCGAUAGAUUGUAUCAUACAGAUAACUUUAAGGUCCCUUUUAUUCAGAUCCGAUUGGCAGAAAUUAAGUCGUUUUAUUGUUUGCCUAUAUAAAGGCAAAUGAAGCGAAUUUAACAAUAGCAACUUUAACAAUA
Helianthus annuus (common sunflower) is the source of this 1073-nucleotide messenger RNA. RefSeq names its product protein ABIL2. Lineage: Eukaryota; Viridiplantae; Streptophyta; Magnoliopsida; Asterales; Asteraceae. The transcript has 7 exons. The record is from RefSeq and is a predicted model, not a curated record. Bases 99 to 947 code for a protein of 282 amino acids.